AAAACCCCGUGGCUUGGGUAGAAGGUUCUCUUUUGAUGCUGCGCUGUUAGAGGGUGGGAGUGGGUGGAUCGAGGUUUAAAAAAAAUGCAGAUCUUCGUGAAAACGCUCACGGGAAAAACGAUAACCCUCGAGGUUGAACCCUCUGAUACUAUUGAAAAUGUAAAAGCUAAAAUUCAGGACAAGGAAGGUAUUCCCCCUGAUCAGCAGCGACUGAUUUUUGCUGGAAAACAGUUGGAGGAUGGCCGCACACUCUCUGAUUAUAACAUCCAAAAGGAAUCAACUUUGCACCUUGUAUUGAGGCUGCGUGGUGGUGCCAAGAAGAGAAAGAAGAAGUCUUACACCACACCAAAGAAAAACCAGCAUAAGAGGAAAAAGGUCAAACUUGCUGUCCUUAAAUAUUACAAGGUCGACGAGCAUGGAAAAAUCUCUCGCCUGAGGCGUGAAUGCCCUUCUGAAGAGUGUGGUGCUGGUGUCUUCAUGGCCAGUCACUUCAAUAGACAAUACUGUGGCAAAUGCUGUCUAACAUACUGCUACAACAAGAAUGAAGAUGCAUAAUUAUACACACAAAAUAAACUGAAUUCUUUGAA
Molecule: messenger RNA, 587 nt
Organism: Stegostoma tigrinum
Lineage: Eukaryota; Metazoa; Chordata; Chondrichthyes; Orectolobiformes; Stegostomatidae
Gene: rps27a
Product: ribosomal protein S27a
Exons: 6
Coding region: 85-555 (156 amino acids)
Biological process (GO): protein ubiquitination; modification-dependent protein catabolic process; translation
Cellular component (GO): ribosome; cytoplasm; nucleus
Molecular function (GO): ubiquitin protein ligase binding; structural constituent of ribosome; protein tag activity
Source: RefSeq, a predicted model, not a curated record